Messenger RNA from Linum tenue, 1518 nucleotides. NCBI's taxonomy places the organism in Eukaryota, Viridiplantae, Streptophyta, Magnoliopsida, Malpighiales, Linaceae. The record is from the annotation of a GenBank genome assembly.
AUGUAUGCGAAAUGCUCUCCAAACGGGGCGCUAAAUGUCUUAAAGGAAGUGUUCGACAGAAUUCAAGACCAUAACGUGAUGUGCUACGUUCAGAGUGGAGCACACGACAUGGAAGCAAUCGAGCUCUUCCUCGAAAUGGUUCAAACCCGAAUUACCCCCAACCAGUACACUCUCUCUGCAGUUCUUAAAGCGUGUGCAAGCCUCUCCAAUCCACUAAUCGGCGAACAAGUUCACUCUUAUGCAAUGAAGCUUGGUCUUUCAGCAGUCGACUGUGUAGGCAACUCUCUCAUCACCAUGUACGCGCGAUCAGGGAACAUGGAACACGCCAGGAAAGCCUUUGAUGUCUUGUUUCAAGCAUUCGAGCUCCUGCACGAAAUCGAAACCGAAAUCGAUUCCUUCACAUUCGCCAGCCUAUUGAGUGGAGCUUCGAGCAUUGGCGCGAUAAGCAAAGGCGAGCAGAUCCAUGCCAGGAUCCUAAAAUCGAGCCUUGAACCGUGCCUUCACGUCUCCAACGCUCUAAUCUCCAUGUACUCCACCUGCGGAAGCAUAGAUUCCGCUUCCCAAGUCUUCAAUUCCAUGGCAGAUCGAAACAUCAUAUCCUGGACUUCAAUGGUGACAGGAUUUGCCAAACACGGAUUGGCAGCUAAAGCAUUGGAGACAUUCGACGAGAUGGUGAAAGCAGGAGUGAAGCCGAAUGAUGUGACCUACAUUGCAGUUCUAUCAGCUUGCAGCCAUGCAGGGUUGGUCUCAGAAGGAUGGACACACUUCGAAUCGAUGAAGACCCAACACGGUAUCAACCCCAGAAUGGAUCAUUACGCUUGUAUGGUCGACUUGUUAGGCCGAUCAGGGCAUCUAAACGAAGCCAUGGAGUUCAUCAACACAAUACCAUUUAAGCCAGACCCUUUAGUCCUCCGAACACUCCUCGGAGCUUGCCAAGUACACAAAAACACAGACCUCGGCAAGCAUGUUGCCAACAUGAUCAUCGAACAGGACCCCGACGAUCCUGCAGCAUACGUGCUGCUUUCGAACCUCUAUGCAUCAGCCGGGCAAUGGGACAAGGUGGCAGAGAUCAGGAAACAUAUGAAACAGAGGAAUCUGGCCAAGGAAGCCGGCUGUAGCUGGGUCGAGGCGGGUAACUUGAUCCACAAGUUUCACGUCGGCGACACAUCACACAAACAAGCUUUCGAGAUCUACCAGGAGCUGCACGCGCUGGUCAACGAGAUCAAAGAGAUGGGUUACGUUCCGAACACGGACUUCGUGCUCCAUGAUGUUGGGGAAGAAGAGAAGGAGAAGUAUUUGCUGCAGCACAGUGAGAAGAUUGCUGUGGCGUUUGGGUUUAUUGGUUCGGUUGGGUCUUCCAAACCGGUCAGGGUUUUCAAGAAUCUGCGUAUUUGUGGGGAUUGCCACUCGGCUUUCAAGUACUUCUCGGUGGCCCGGGCCAGAGAGAUUGUGGUCAGAGAUUCGAACCGGUUCCAUCACUUCAGGAACGGGAGUUGCUCCUGCAAUGAUCAUUGGUGA